CUCGCUGGCCACCAUUCCUCCAUCUGCUGCAGCUCGUGGAGGGAAGACGUGCGCUUUCUCGGUCAUCCUACAGCGGCAACCGACCGCUUACCCAAUGAAGAGCAAGGUGACGAAGGAGCAGGGUCCUGUUGCGCUCGUACGUUCCCUCCUCCUAGUUAAGCAUCCUCUGACGGGCAUUUAGACCUGUUUUGUAUGAAGGCUGCUGCGCGCAACAGAGGACGAUGUCCCUUCAGGACGGCUGCAGCAACCAUCUGGAAUACCCAUGCACUGGGAAUCGACCAGGCUGCGAAAAGUCGUGAAAACUCCGCCUGUCUGUCAGAUCGACUGCGCAGGUGGUCGGCAGCCUACUCAGCCUACUCAUCGCACAGAAUCGAGCUCCUUACCUGCGUUCAAGGGUCCCAGGUGCGGUUGUCCUAUGAAUGGGGCUGCACCCUGCCCAGCUCAGCUCCUCGUGCCCCGGUCGUGGACUAUGUGGUGCCCUUGUGCCCCCCUGAAUGCACUGGCCAGCGGUUUGCGAGAGCAGAGAAGGCGGCACGGGCCACCGAGGGCGAGGCGGAGGUGGUGGGAUGCCGCCGCCCUUCCGGAUCGCCGUGCUGGGCGCGCAGGGCGUGGGCAAGACGGCCAUAGUACAGCGCUUCCUCCACGAUGACUACAGCGAGGCGGCUGGGUCCACCCGGGGCCGCCACGUGCACCUGUCCGCCGCCGUGCUCAACGGCCACGUGCACGACCUGCAGAUCACAGACUACCCUGCAAUCAGCAGCUUCCCCGGCACCUCCCUGCAGGAAUGGUCUGACAUUUGCUGUCGAGGCAUUCGCAGCGCCCACGUCUACAUCCUGGUUUAUGACAUCUGCUGCUUCGACAGCUUCGAGUAUGUUAAGACCAUGCGCCAGCAGAUCUUGGAGACCCGGGUGAUGGGCGCAAUGGAGACGCCGAUCCUGAUUGUGGGCAACAAGCGUGACCUCCAGCGGGGCCGAGUCAUCCCGCGCCACAACGUGUCCGACUUGGUCCGCAAAAGCUGGAAAUGUGGAUACGUGGAAUGCUCAGCCAAGUUCAACUGGCACGUUCUGCUUCUCUUCGGCGAGGCCCUGCGCAGCGUGGGCUGCGCCCGCUGCAAGCACGUGCACGCCACCAUCCGCUUUCAGCGAGCGCUGAGGAGAGAGCGCUGUUCUCUCAUGUGAAGCGGGAGUUUGAUAAUGUCGCCCUCCUUUCGCUGAGAAACCAAAAUUGCAGCUGUGAUGGUGAGCCCGGGUUGCCUUUUUGCCAAGGAACUACUGACAUAUUUUUUUUCACCGAAGAAAUGUACUGUCUCCGCGCAGAUGGAUGUUUGAUGCCAGGAGGGAUCCUCAGAUGCUGCCUCUUUAGUAAAUAUCGCCUCGCCAGCGGCUGAAGCCUCAAAACCAAUCAGCUUUAAUAUCGUACCGUUGAAAUGCAAAUAACCCGAUAAUUCAUGCUGGGACUAUUCUAGCCCGUCUCUGUUGCUGAACACAUGUUAUUGUUACUUCCAUUUCUACUAAAGUGCUCCUGCCUCAUUACGGGGUGUGGCUGUACCAUACACGGUUGCAAUACACAAGAGCACAACUAAAUGUAUGCGUAUCCUCAGUGGACACUUCCAUGUUAGGAUUACCUGUUUAGCUUGUUCAGAUACAGUUUAUCCCUGGUACUGUGUUGUAUGCCAAGGCAUGAAUUACUGUAUGUACUAUUUUCACAGUCAGAUGGAACAUUGGAGCAGGAUGCAGGUCAAUGAUUCAUUUCGUAAUAUUCGCCAAUAGAGCGGGAAGUAAAUGAAUGAGGGAUAUCAAUUUGUGAUCCUAUAAUAUGAAACCUAGUUUUAACUUGGCCCAGUUUUUACUUCUAAAACAGCACAAUGUUCUAAUGUGAAAUUUAAAAUCACUCCUCUAUCUUCGUUGAUAUUAAUUGCAUAUUUAUGGGUUCAUUGUUUAAAUGACCGAAUGCUAAUGGUGAAUGCCAUUUUGUUUGAUGUAUGGUGAAAUCUCCAUAUCAAUAUUUAUGGCCAGCCUUACACCUGCUCCUGGUCAUUUUUCAACUGUUAAUCCCAAUGGAAAGUAUACAGUGCACUAUGUAUAAUUUAAGGAAAAUCAUCCCUGUGAUAAAUGAGUAUUUCUUCAUUUGGGAGAAUGCACCAACAUGGCUCCAAUAUUUAAAAUAAUUUUAAAAAUAUUCAUUUGUAACAAGGUUUAAUAUUGUAUAAAUCUUAUAACUUGUACUUAAAGGGUCAAAAGUCAUGCUGUACUGGUUUGCACUAAAGUUGACAAUAAAUCAUCU
This is a messenger RNA of Electrophorus electricus (electric eel), 2283 nucleotides long. It is a transcript of the gene rasl10b, whose product is annotated as RAS like family 10 member B. Lineage: Eukaryota; Metazoa; Chordata; Actinopteri; Gymnotiformes; Gymnotidae. Gene Ontology annotation, molecular function: GTP binding; GTPase activity. The record is from RefSeq and is a predicted model, not a curated record.